Phoenix dactylifera (date palm) is the source of this 1503-nucleotide messenger RNA. RefSeq names its product bacterial transferase hexapeptide repeat-containing protein (gene LPXA). Gene Ontology annotation, molecular function: acyl-[acyl-carrier-protein]-UDP-N-acetylglucosamine O-acyltransferase activity. The record is from RefSeq and is a predicted model, not a curated record. Lineage: Eukaryota; Viridiplantae; Streptophyta; Magnoliopsida; Arecales; Arecaceae. Gene Ontology annotation, biological process: lipid biosynthetic process.
UCUUCCUCGCCGCACCCGCUUUCCCCCUCGUUUCAAACCCUUGGGUGGCGCCAUGCUCGCCUCCAGAGCGCUCCGCGCCCUCUCCGUCUCCGGCGGCCUCUCCUCUCUCUCCGUCCGGCGAGGGGUCUUGCCGCGUUGGCUCCAUCGAGAUUAUUCGGAAAAGAGAGUGGAGGAAUCCAGUUUCAUUCAUCCAACUGCUGUUGUUCAUCCCGACGCUAUUCUUGGGCAGGGUGUUUCCAUUGGCCCUUUUUGUACGGUGGGAUCUGCGGUAAAGAUUCGUAAUGCUUGCCAAUUGCAUGCAGGGAGCCAUAUCAUGGGGAACACGGAGUUAGGAGAACAUUGCACUGUUCUAAAUGGUGCUAUUGUUGGCGCAGAUAUACCAGGUAGAACAAUCAUUGGAAAUGACAAUGUUAUCGGACACCAUGCAGUGGUUGGAGUAAAGUGCCAAGAUUUGAAAUAUAAGCCAGGGGAUGUGUGUUUUCUAUAUGUUGGCAGCAACAAUGACAUCAGAGAGUAUAGUUCCAUUCAUCGAUCUUCUAAAUCAAGUGAAUCAACGGUUAUUGGUAACAACAACCUUAUUAUGGGAUCUUGUCAUAUUGCUCAUGACUGCAAGAUUGGUAACAGCAAUAUUUUUGCUAAUAAUACUCUAUUAGCCGGCCACGUCAUGGUGGAAGACUAUGCUCAUACUGCAGGGGCUAUUGUUGUUCAUCAAUUUUGUCAUAUUGGAUCAUAUGCUUUUGUUGGUGGGGGUUCUGUGAUUACACAAGAUGUACCAAAGUACAUGCUGGUUUCUGGCGAUAGAGCAGAGCUUCGUGGUUUGAAUCUAGAGGGUCUUCGACGUCAUGGAUUUUCAAGCAUGGAGGUUAGAGGCAUGAGGAGAGCUUACCAAAAGAUAUUCAUGUCUAGUGAUAUGAGCCUGGGGGGCCUGGAGGACCGUCUUGCUGAAGUGGAACAAGACAAAGACUUGGCUGAAUUUCCUGCUGUGUCAUCUAUGGUGCAAUCUAUCCGCAGUUCAUUUCAGCAACGUCGUCGUGGAAUAUGCAAGUUCAGAAAUUGGAGUGGUUCUUGAAGACUUGAUAAAGGUUUCGGUGGUUCAAGCAAUAUAACAAUGAUGGAUUCAAGUCCAGCUGUCAUGUCUUCUUCCUUCGAGUUUGUUGUAUUAAGUCAGAGUUGAAAACCUUCAUUUUAUGCCUGUAAUAGUUCAAAGUAUAUUGUAAAAAGAACCUUCUCCCUUCAUUCCUGCGUGGGGAUGGUAGGAAUCAGUCACUGCCAACUACUAUAGGUGUACUCUAAUUCAUUGUAUUUCUUUCAUGGUGGCUUAUGUGCUUCGGUUUGUUCUGGAGAGCUUCCCUGGCCUUGGCAGUGCGAUUUACUUUACACUCCAUCUUCUCUAUUUCUUCAUCAAUUUUGUGCUCAGAUUUGUCAACUCCCUAGUUUGUAAUCGUUCUUCAGGAUGUAACCAUGUGGGACCCGUAAUUAACGAGCUUAUAUUACAAUGCUGAA